AUGUCUCCGUCAUCUUCCACCGCUCCACGGACGGAAACACCGCAGAGGACGAAGACUCACUCGCGACACCCCUCUACAACUACAACUCGUUUGCCCGAUUCUAGGCAUCCCGAUUCCAGCCCACAACAAUCAUCUUAUCCAGACCACAGGACCAUUACCACCGCCGUUCGGUCGCCUGCUCAUUAUACCGUCUUCAUCCGCCUCCCCUUCCAACGGGGCGACUUCCAGGACCCGCCCCUAGUAGACUGGAAUGCUACCAAAGACAAGGCACUCUGGAAGCUCAUCUCCGGCGGCUCUGGAACCAAAGAUAUCAACUGGGAAGAUCUCAGCCAUCGCUUCAAUGUAUCCAUCUCGUUCCUGCUGCAGCAGGCUGCUUGGCUGUCAGAACGACAUUUCGAGCGGAUGAGGAAGCAGGUGCAACGGAUUGGUGCCAGCGCAAACCCGGUUCCAAGUCCGGUACCAACUAGAAGCGAAGAGGUAGCAGGUCAAAGCUCGUCGAGGCCGGGAAGUGCGGAGGCUACGGUGGGGAGUAGAAGUGGUGGGGUCACGAUGGAGAGGAAGGGUAGCAGAGAAUCGCAAAAGCGCUCAUCGCUGCUUUCGAGAAAGUCAACACCACUGCAGAUUGCAGAGGAGUCGAAGGUACCGCCGUCGCCGCGAACACAACGUCCUGGUGUCUCAAGGACGCCUUCAACAUCGACUGUCACGCAGAGCCGUGCUUUCGCUUCUGGCUCGCGGAGGCCAUCUCAGACAUACUCCAGAAGCAAUCUAACUUCGAAACGACCUACGACUGCUGAAGAAGACGACUCCGCCCUAGGCCACGAUGGCACCUCGGAAUCAGAAUCUGAAGACGAACCCUCUCGCAGACCCCCAUGGCACCGCUCUCCGCUGAGCAAGACACCGCCCAUGGGCACACUGAGCUCUGAUGGCGACGUAGAAGAUGACGAUGACGAUGAUUCAGGCGGAUUCCUGCCUUUUGCUGCCAGACCGGACGAUGAAGACGACCCAACAGCUACCCUCACCACUCCUCCGAGCCAACAGCCUACCUCAAACAGACCUGCCGCCUCGAGCACCUCCAGACCACAACCACCAGACUCCUCGGCCUCCUCAAACACAUCCUCUCAACCCUCCAACCCCGGUCCUCCCCGCACAGCCCAAACCACCCUUUCCUCCCCCGACACCCUCUCGCCUCAACAGCGCGCCCAAUUAUCUCGCCUCUCCCCUCGCUACAGGAACGCUGUCUCGGGCAGUGAAGGCUCACCAAGCAUGGGCAGUAGUUUCAGCGACCUGGAUGAUCUCAGCGUGACGCAAUCGGCGCUGGAGGAGGCGUUGAUGAGUCGGGUGCAGCAUGGUGGGAGCAUUGGGAUGGGGUUGGGGAGUUUGGUGCGGAGGGGUAGAGGGAAUGGGGGGCGGAAUGGCAAUGGGUAG
This is a messenger RNA of Saxophila tyrrhenica, 1425 nucleotides long. RefSeq lists its product as uncharacterized. Gene Ontology annotation, cellular component: phagophore assembly site. The coding region runs from base 1 to 1425 and encodes 474 amino acids. NCBI's taxonomy places the organism in Eukaryota, Fungi, Ascomycota, Dothideomycetes, Mycosphaerellales, Extremaceae. Gene Ontology annotation, biological process: autophagosome assembly. The record is from RefSeq and is a predicted model, not a curated record. The transcript is spliced from 2 exons.